Messenger RNA from Priceomyces carsonii, 2064 nucleotides. RefSeq names its product CocE/NonD family hydrolase. The record is from RefSeq and is a predicted model, not a curated record. The coding region runs from base 1 to 2064 and encodes 687 amino acids. Lineage: Eukaryota; Fungi; Ascomycota; Pichiomycetes; Serinales; Debaryomycetaceae. The transcript has a single exon. Gene Ontology annotation, molecular function: dipeptidyl-peptidase activity.
AUGGCAUUCAAUAUUAGAGGAACUGAAAAGACAAGGGAAUUCGACAUAGACGAAUUGCCUGUCAAACAAACCAAACUUGAAGAUGUGGUGAUUACAAUGCUGGAUGGUUGUAAGCUCUAUGCGCAUAUUUGGUUACCAUUAGAAGCCGAAAGAGGAGAAAAGAAAGUUGGUACACUUGUGGAGUAUAUACCCUACAGAAAAGAUGAUAAUACAGCGAUGCGAGAUAGCAUCCGACAUCCAUUUUAUGCAGGUAAUGGAUUCGCAUCCAUAAGGAUAGAUAUGAGAGGUUCUGGGAGUUCAGAUGGGCUAUUACUUGAUGAGUAUUUAAAGCAAGAACAAGACGAUUGUUUAGAAUGUUUCGACUGGAUUGUAUCUCAGAAAUGGUCAAAUGGAGCAAUAGGUAUGUUUGGAAAGUCUUGGGGAGGAUUUAAUUCAUUGCAGGUUGCGGCAAGGCAGCAUCCAGGACUUCGAACCAUAAUUACAUUAAUGUCAACAGAUGACAGAUAUUCGGAUGAUGUGCAUUAUAGAGGUGGGUGUGUUUUGGCUUCCGACAUGCUAUGGUGGGGAUCAACGAUGUUGGCGUUCAACGCUAGGCCCCAGGAUCCUAAGAUAGUGGGGCCAUCGUGGAAACAAGAUUGGUUGGAGCGUUUAAAAGUACCACCGUUUGUUACCAAAUGGCUCUCACAUCAGAGGAGAGAUUCUUAUUGGAAGCAUGGGUCCAUUUGUGAAGACUACAGUAAGGUCACUAUUCCUGUUUUAGCUGUAGGUGGGUGGCGAGACGGCUACACCAGUGCUGUUUUCCGCAUGUGUGAGAACUUGCCCAAUAAAGAUUCCGUAGGAGUAGUCGGGCCAUGGGUUCAUGAAUAUCCAGAAGUAGCCGAACCUUCUCCAAAGAUAGGAUUUCAACAGCUUUCAGUAAAUUGGUUUCGUAAAUAUCUCGAGCCUGAUGUGCACAGCGAUUUUAAAAUCCCUAAAAUGACUGUUUAUGUUCAAGAACCUUGUGAAAUCAAUGAUUCUUAUCUGUAUAGACCCGGGAAAUGGAUUUCCUUAAAAAAUUUACAGAAAAAAUCCAUUUCGCUUAAAUUGAAUGAUGACCGAAAACUAAUUAGCAGUGAUACUUUGCCCAAGCUUAACAUAGAUUUUACCGGCUCUUUAGAUCAUGGGAUGUUUAGAGGUGUAUUUUGUCCAUUUGGGUUCAAAGGAGAUUUUCCUACAGAUCAGCGUAUAGAGGACGCAAAGUGUUUGACAUUUGACUCUGACGUCUUGGAAGACUCACUAAACUUGGUAGGCGAGCCCUAUCUUAAGCUUCAGAUUUCAUCCGACAAGCCAUUAGCAAAUAUUUCUGUAAGAUUGAAUGAUAUUUAUCCUUCAGGAGAGUCGGUAUUAAUUUCAUGGGGUAUGCUUAAUCUUAGUCAUAGAGAGUCUCAUGAAUUUCCGAAGAAGCUAGAGUUAUUCAAAAUUUACGAUAUAGCAAUCAAGCUAGACGUAUUAGGUGUUGAGAUUAAAAAGGGGCAUAAAAUCCGAGUGGCAUUGUCUCCCACAGAUUGGCCACUGCUGUGGCCAACACCAGAAACCCCAACUUUAACUUUAUUUUCAGGAGAGUUGGAAUUACCUGUUCUAAACGAGGAGAGUAUCACAGACGCGCCUCAUUUUGAGGGACCAUCAAUAGUCAAGAGCUGUGAGAUUAAUAUGUUGAAAAAUUUUGAAAGAAGAAAGCAACUGAAUUAUGAUUUCUUCAAUGAUACUUGGGAACUUACCGAUACCCUUGACUCUGGGUCCAUCAACUUGCCUUCAGUUGGCAAUGCUAGUGGUAUUACUUUCAGCAGCCUAAAUACAAAUACCUGGAAAAUAAAACCUUAUGACCCAUUAUCAGCAUUUACACAGAGCGAUUAUACUUUGACUUACGAAAGGGGUCAUGAUUGGAAUAUCAAGAUAGUUACACGCUCGUCAUUGAGUUCGGAUAAGAAUAGUUUCUUUCUAGUGAAUGAGCUAGAGGCUUAUGAGUUUGACAAAGAAAUAUAUAGAAAAGUUUGGAAAGAUACUAUCCCAAGAGAGUUUGUUUAA